This is a messenger RNA of Paraglomus occultum, 465 nucleotides long. The record is from the annotation of a GenBank genome assembly. Lineage: Eukaryota; Fungi; Glomeromycota; Glomeromycetes; Paraglomerales; Paraglomeraceae.
AUGUAUUUGGGCGACAUCCCCAACUUUUUGCAACGUCGUGUAAUUGAUUAUAUGUUGCAAGGUGAGAUAAAAGAUGGAAUGAGCCUCAUCUUUUUCAGAGAGCUCAUAAUUAAUUAUGAGCUCGACGUAGUCGUAAAGGAACCAGGUCUCCAACGGACAAAACUCAAAAUACUUUGUGUACGGGAUGUCGCCGGGUUUGCAUUGGCGGUUUCGGAUACCAAUGAGAUUAAUAUGGGGAUGGAGAGGGAGAUGGAUGUCGCCGGGUUGGCAUUCGUGGUCUCGGAUACCAAUGAGAUUAAUCUUAAUAUAAAUGAUAUCCGAGGUGGUCAUGGUGGCGUCGGUGGUAGCGUCGGCGGAGGUGGUUUCAGAGGUAGACGCGGUGAAGGUGGUAGCGUCGGCAUGUGUGGUUUCAGAGUUCUUGAUAGCUUCAUACUCAGUGGUAGCAGAGGUGUAGCAGAGUGGUAG